AUGCACUCACCUCCUAGAGACCAGGCUGCCAUCAUGCUCUGGAAACUCGUGGAGAAUGUCAAGUACGAAGACAUCUAUGAGGACCGGCACGAUGGCGUCCCAAGCCAUAGCUCGAGACUCUCUCAGCUGGGCUCUGUGUCCCAAGGCCCUUACUCGAGCGCCCCGCCGCUGUCCCACACGCCAUCAUCGGACUUCCAGCCACCCUACUUCCCACCCCCCUACCAGCCACUACCCUACCACCAGAGUCAAGACCCCUACUCCCACGUCAACGACCCCUACUCCCUGAACCCUCUCCAUCAGCCCCAGCAGCAUCCCUGGGGGCAGCGACAGCGCCAAGAAGUGGGUUCAGAAGCCGGCUCUCUACUGCCCCAGCCCCGGGCAGCCUUGCCCCAGCUUUCGGGCCUUGAUCCCCGAAGGGACUACCACUCUGUCCGGCGGCCAGACGUGCUGCUACAUUCGGCACACCACGGCCUGGACGCCGGCAUGGGCGACAGCCUCUCGUUGCACGGUCUUGGGCAUCCCGGCAUGGAAGAUGUGCAGUCAGUUGAAGAUGCCAAUAACAGCGGCAUGAACCUAUUGGACCAGUCAGUCAUUAAAAAAGUUCCUGUCCCUCCCAAAUCUGUCACUUCUCUAAUGAUGAAUAAAGAUGGCUUCUUGGGAGGAAUGUCAGUCAACACCGGCGAGGUAUUUUGCUCAGUUCCAGGCCGUUUAUCUCUGCUCAGCUCAACUUCAAAAUACAAAGUGACCGUGGGAGAAGUUCAGAGACGGCUCUCGCCCCCUGAAUGCCUCAACGCGUCUCUCCUUGGCGGCGUCCUCAGAAGAGCCAAAUCGAAAAAUGGGGGGAGAUCCUUGAGAGAAAGGCUAGAAAAAAUCGGUUUGAAUUUACCUGCGGGCAGGCGCAAAGCAGCAAAUGUCACCUUACUCACCUCCCUGGUGGAAGGGGAAGCUGUUCACUUAGCUCGGGACUUUGGGUAUAUUUGCGAAACAGAGUUUCCUGCUAAAGCCGUGUCCGAGUAUUUGAACAGACAGCACACGGACCCCAGUGACCUGCACUCCAGAAAGAAUAUGCUUCUGGCCACCAAGCAACUUUGUAAAGAGUUCACGGAUCUGCUGGCGCAGGACCGGACACCGAUCGGGAACAGCCGGCCCAGCCCCAUCCUGGAGCCGGGCAUCCAAAGCUGCCUCACGCACUUCAGUCUCAUCACGCACGGCUUCGGCGCCCCGGCCAUUUGCGCUGCGCUCACGGCCCUGCAGAACUAUCUCACCGAAGCGCUCAAAGGCAUGGACAAGAUGUUCUUGAACAACACCACUAACAGGCACACGUCUGGGGAAGGCCCAGGUAGUAAAACUGGCGACAAGGAGGAAAAACACAGGAAAUGA
Messenger RNA from Arvicola amphibius (Eurasian water vole), 1380 nucleotides. It is a transcript of the gene Tfap2b, whose product is annotated as transcription factor AP-2 beta. Gene Ontology annotation, molecular function: RNA polymerase II transcription regulatory region sequence-specific DNA binding; DNA-binding transcription factor activity, RNA polymerase II-specific. Lineage: Eukaryota; Metazoa; Chordata; Mammalia; Rodentia; Cricetidae. The transcript has 7 exons. The record is from RefSeq and is a predicted model, not a curated record. Bases 1 to 1380 code for a protein of 459 amino acids. Gene Ontology annotation, biological process: anatomical structure development; regulation of cell population proliferation; regulation of transcription by RNA polymerase II. Gene Ontology annotation, cellular component: nucleus.